Molecule: messenger RNA, 699 nt
Organism: Ambispora gerdemannii
Lineage: Eukaryota; Fungi; Glomeromycota; Glomeromycetes; Archaeosporales; Ambisporaceae
Source: the annotation of a GenBank genome assembly
AUGUGCGUAUGGUAUGCAUCUGUAAGUCAUAUUGCAUCUGAAUGGUCCCACACUUCAACAUCAAUCACAACCGAGCAAAAAUUCCAGCAAUUACCCGUCAAGCAUAAUCCUCUAAAGGCUGCUUCUUUUCCACGCCCUCCAGAGACGAUCGCUGAAAUUCUGUCUCCGACAACUCAUCGCUCUGCCCAAUCCUUGAAUAAAACAUCGUCUCGUUCUUCAUCAAAAUCGUUACGUAACUCGAUUCUCACACCAAUGCCUCCAUUACUUCAACGUGUUAAAUCAAAACCCAAAACAAGUGACUCAACGCCUAUCACUCUAUCAGCUACCACAAAAUCCCUGGUCACCCGUCUGCGUGAUCAACUUCGUUAUUAUGCGGAAGUUGAAAUAUGCGGUCGUCGUUUUCUAGUCACGAAAAAUGAUCAGGUAAUCACCAAUCGAUUACGUGAUGUAAAAGUUGGCGAUGAGAUUAAAUUGAACCGAGUUAUUGAAUUGGGGUCCAAAGAUUUCACCAUAAAAGGAAAUCCAUACGUCGCGGAACAAUUUUAUAGCAUCAAGGCCACAGUGUUGGAACAACCAUUGGGACCAUUCGUUGUCAAGCUAAAAAAGAAACCGCAUAAUAGACAUGUUAAGCAUGUCACGCACAAACAACCUUAUACAGUAUUAAGAAUUUCAGAGGUGGAAGUUAAUAAAUUAAUGUGA